AUGGCUCAUUUAUAUAAAAAUGCAUCCCAAAACAACCUUUAUCAAUCUCAAACAAUUCCUAAUUUCAGGACGGCAAAUCCUGUUGUUUCUUCUCUACCUAAAUAUAAUGAUUGGUUAGGAUCCCAAGAAGGCAAUCUACUAUUAAAUGCACUCAAAAAAGAAAAUCAUGCCCUGAAAGAACAUGUAUCUAAAGUAAUAGUAUUCUUAGAAUUAAACAAUAGAAGGAUAUCUUAAAAAUGUUGUCAAAGUAUUUGACUCUUUGAAUGUUGAAAACUCUAAUUUGAGAAAAGAAAUUGAAUAAAGGACUGAAGAUUUACAACGGAUAAUUGAAUCUACAACUAUCAAUCAAACUUUAAAUGAAUAGGAUCUCAAGCAUAAAAUAUAAUUGUAUGAUGAUGAAAUUAGAGUACUUAAUUAGCAUCUUAACAAUAUUAAAGGAGGAGAUUAAAUGUAGAAAUCUCUUUUGGAGGAAAAGGAAAUUUAACUUAAGAAAUCUAAAGAAUUAAUUUUAAGAUUAGAAUCCAAUAUUAGUAUUAUGUAUUAGAAAGAAAAAGACAUUUCAAAUGAAGCACAAACUAAAGAUCUAAAAAUUAAAGAAUUAACUGAUAAAUAUAAUGAAUUAAAUAAAAAGUAAAGGCCAUUGGAAGAAAAAGUAAGAUCAUUAAAUUUAUAAAAUGAUAAUUUGACAUAAAAAGUUGAUUAAUUGGAAAAAGCAAAAAAAAAAAUUGAAGAAGAUGAAGAUGGAAAAGUCAAAGAUUUGUUUUCUCAAAAUUAUUAAUAGAGAAAUGAUUUAGAACAUCUAAAACAUUUAUGUAGUCAAUAAGAAUUAUAAAUAAAAGAAUUAAAAUCUGAAUUAAGUUUCUUCAAAUAAGAGAACUACCCAUAAUAAAUAAUCAUAUUAAAAUAAGAGGCAAAUAAUAUUUAGUAAGAAUUGAUAUUGGAAUAAAAGAGACACAACAACUCAACACAAAGAGAACAAUCUUUAAAUUAGUAACUUACUUCUACUAAUUUAUUGUUAGAUGGGUUAUAAAAUAAAUAUAAUCUAUUGUUAUAGGAUUAUGAAAAAUUAAAAUAAGAUUAUGAUAAUGAUAUGGAAAAAAUGAAUUAAAAAUCAAAAUAAAUGCUUGAAAAAUAAAAGAUAUUAAAUUAAUAAAAUAUCUCAGAUCUAAAUUUAGAAAUCUAAAAAUUAGAAUUUAGAAUAAAAGAACUCAACUUACAGAUUGAUUUACUACAAAAGGAGAAUUAAUUAAAAGAAAAACAAUUAUUAGAAAUGAAAUAAUUAUAAAUGGAUUUGGAAAACUCAAGGAGAGAAUUGAUUGAAUAAAAAACUAUUAUUGUUUAAAGAGAUCACAAAAUUGAAAUUUUAACUUAAUAAUAUAAUGAACAUAUGGAGAGUUUAAAAAAAAAGUAUUAAGAUUUGGAUGAGAGAUAUAAUAAUUUAUAAGAACUGUUUAGAAAAGAGUAAGAAAAAAAUGAUAGUCUAUUUAAAUAGAAUGAAAAGAUGUAAUGGUAUAAAGAAUAGUAUGAUGAGAUUGAAGAAAGAUUAAGAAAAAUGAAACUAUUAUAAGAGAGUUAGAGAAUAGAAAUUACAACUUAUUAAUCAAAAAUUAAUACAUUAGAGAUUGAAAUUGAAGAAAUUAAAUAAUCUUACAGUACAAAUUAAUAGGAAAUGGUUUAAAUAUAAGCAUAUACAAGAAAAUUAGAAAAGCAAAUUGAAGAAGUAGAAUAAUUGAAAUAAGAGAAUAAAACUUUGAGAGAAACAAAUUUUAGAGAAGCCAUAGCAUUUUAGAACACAAAUUAAACACAUCAUAGAAAAUCAACUAUUUCAAAAUAGGAAGAAUAAGAUUCUGGAUCAAAAGAGCCUGCAAAUAUAUAUACAAGAGGAUUUAAUGUUACAUCUAAGUAUUUUAUUUGAUUGAUUUUAGUAAAACCUUGACUACUUAACCAUCUCAUUAAUAAUUAAAAUAAUAACAAUUGCAGAGAAUGAGCAAUCAAAAUUCAAACCAAGAUUUAAAGAAUUAUGAUGUUCAAACAGAUUUGGAAUACAGAAAUUAUCCAUAUAGAACAUAUUAUAAAAAUAAAUGA
Paramecium sonneborni is the source of this 2085-nucleotide messenger RNA. The record is from the annotation of a GenBank genome assembly. Lineage: Eukaryota; Ciliophora; Oligohymenophorea; Peniculida; Parameciidae.